AUGUGCACCAACUGCUUGCAUAUUGUUCCUCCUCAAGCAGUGAACCAAACAGACGAUUCCUUAUAUAUAAAUUGUGGAGGAGGCACUGUUUUUUAUGGGAAAGAGUUUGAAGCAGAUAGUGCAACAUCAAAUUACUAUUCAGCUCCAAGAAAAAAUUGGGCUUAUUCUUGUUCUGGAGACUUCGGAUCGAAAACUUACGAUUCCAGUGAUUACAUAAAAAACAUGGAAUGUGGAGAUUGUGAUUCUGCUGGGACUCAGUUAUACAAUUCAAGUCGCCUCUGCCCUCUUUCUCUGACAUACUAUGGCUUCUGUUUAUUUAAAGGAAAUUACACUGUGAAACUUUACUUCGCUGAAACUGUUUACCCAAGUGAUGAAGAUUAUUCGAAUUUAGGGAAACGUGUUUUUGAUGUAUAUAUUCAGGGGAAGAGAGAACUAAAAGACUUCAACAUAAAAGAAAUGGCCAGCAGCACCAACAAGACAUGGACUCAAAAUUUCACAGCAUUUGUAGGAGAUGAUCAUCUAUUGACUAUCCAUUUUUUCCGGGCUGGCAAAGGAACUUUCCUGGAGCCAAGAUUUUUCAAUUCACCUGCUGCACUGUCUCUAAAUGGACCCCUUGUAUCAGGCAUUUCCGUAACUGCAAACUUCAAAGUUGGCACGGGACUAUCUACUCCACAAAUUGCCUUGAUUACUGCAGGUUCAGUAUUUGCUUCUCUACUUCUGUCGGCUUACAUGUGGAAAAUGGGCUUGCUGCAGAAAAGCUAUUUGGAUGAUACAACUAUACAGGUCCAAGGAGAUCAAGGAGAUGGAGAAUCUUUCACCCCUAAAGAAAUAAUCGAUGCUACUCGAAAAUUUAGCCCCAAAAUGGAGAUUGGCAGGGGACGCUUUGGAAUAGUAUACGAGGCUGAAUUGCCGAACAAGAGAAAAUUAGCAGUGAUGAAGAUUUCUCCUCGUAAUUCAAAGCAACAAGGAAAAGAUGAAUUACAAGGGGAAAUCUCCAAACUGAAAUCUUUGGAUCAUGAGAAUCUUGUUCAAUUAUUGGGUGGCUAUUCUAAUAAAGACCUGCAUCUGCUAGUAAAUGAAUAUAUGCAGAAAGGCUCCCUUCAACGUGCGUUGUUUGAACCAAAUUCCACGACAAAACUUGAUUGGAAAGCUAGAUUUGAUAUCUGUCUGGGAAUAGCAAGAGGUUUGAAGUAUUUGCAUGAAGAGAAAAGGAUUGUUCAUGGAAACAUAAAUCCUAGUAAUAUUAUGCUUGAUAACUCUCUUACGGCCAAGUUGUCUGCCUUUGGAUUGGCAACGCUUUGUGAUGAGGAAGAUCAAUUUAUGACCAUCGAAGCAAAAGAGUCGCGAGUUUACAUGGCACCUGAGUAUUCAAUUGGAAAAGCAAUAAAUACUGUUAAAGCUGAUGUUUACAGUUUCGGAGUUGUCCUACUCGAAAUAGUUAGCGGGAUAGUUAGUGCAGAAUAUACACCCAAUCAAGAAGAAGCUAAGUUUCUUCUGGAUAAAGCUAGCGUUUUGCACGAUAAGGGAAGAAUCCUUGACUUGGUGGACCAGAAAUUAGCAUCCAGUUACGACAGAAAGCAGGCUCUUACUGUUUUGCACUUGGCAAUGAAGUGCGUUAAUCUGUCCCCUACUCUUAGGCCUAAAAUGUCCGAAGUCGUCAGUGUACUUGAAGGUGAGAUAAGCCCUCAACAGAUUUCUGAAGGCGAUGAUACUCUAUCAGUAAAUAUUGGAGGACUAUACGGUGCAUCUUCCAAGGUGUUGGAAAUAGAUCCAAUUUCUUAGAUAAUUGGUAAUGUUAAGUUUGAUGAUGAAAACCUUCUGCCUCUUCUUUUUUAUUUUGUAAUUACUUGAUGUGGUGGUGUCAAGAGAACAUUGAUGUGUGCGUGAGAGACUCCAUGAGAAAAUAUGUGUGUUUGCUUCGUCUGCUAUGAUUUAUUUGUGCUGUUAUGGCUGCUCGUAAUUUCGUGAAUUCAAUAAGAUUAUCAUUAGCCA
Messenger RNA from Populus nigra (black poplar), 1992 nucleotides. Its product is annotated as probable LRR receptor-like serine/threonine-protein kinase At1g53430. NCBI's taxonomy places the organism in Eukaryota, Viridiplantae, Streptophyta, Magnoliopsida, Malpighiales, Salicaceae. The record is from RefSeq and is a predicted model, not a curated record. The coding region runs from base 1 to 1782 and encodes 593 amino acids. The transcript has 9 exons. Gene Ontology annotation, molecular function: protein kinase activity; ATP binding. Gene Ontology annotation, biological process: protein phosphorylation.